This is a messenger RNA of Encephalitozoon hellem ATCC 50504, 843 nucleotides long. RefSeq lists its product as uncharacterized. Gene Ontology annotation, cellular component: cytosolic [4Fe-4S] assembly targeting complex. Bases 1 to 843 code for a protein of 280 amino acids. Gene Ontology annotation, biological process: iron-sulfur cluster assembly. The transcript has a single exon. Gene Ontology annotation, molecular function: protein binding. The record is from RefSeq and is a predicted model, not a curated record. Lineage: Eukaryota; Fungi; Microsporidia; Unikaryonidae.
AUGAGAUACAAAAUAACUUCAAAAAGACUCAACGAGAAGAUCCUGGCAGUACAUGUAAACGGAGAGGUCUACACGGGAGGAACAUCCAAGACACUAAUCAAUCAGGGCACAGGAGAAGUGAUGUGCCGGACUCAGAAAUCCAUAAGGUCGAUAGCAAGCCAUGGAAAGUACGUAUGCUGUGGAAGCUACGAUUGUACUGCAGUGCUAUUUUGCGAUGGAAAUGUUGUAGAUGUGAUUGAGGGCCCGGACACAGAGAUCAAGUGUGUUGCAUUCUCUGAGGAUGGGAAGUAUCUAGCGAUGGCAACCAGAGGAAAAGCUGUCUGGGUUGUGAGGAUAGGGGAGGAGAUAGAGAUCGAGGAGAUCAUAGAGGACCAUCUCCAUGACGUUAAGGGAUGCAUAUUCCACGGGGGAUUUCUGUUUACAUAUGGCUAUGACAACACUGUGAAGGUUUAUGACAGAUUUGAUUACGAUGGCACCUGGGAGCUGGUUCAAUCCAUUGACGAAAGGAGCACAGUGUGGUGUGUUAUUUUCCAUGAGGGAAAGAUGAUAUGCACGACUGAGGAAGGAAUGGUCAGCUCGUAUAUUCUAAGGAACGGAUGGGAGUGCGAGGUGUCUAGAAAGCUAUCCAUGCUCCCUAUAUAUACCAUUUGCAGUGUUGGAGGGAACAUGGCAUAUGCUCUGAAUAGAGGCAGCAUUGGGAUAAUUGAUGGAGGUCUUAAUGUUGUGGAGACGAUUGAGAAUGUACACGAAGACUUUAUAAAUGGGAUUGCAUACGAUGAGAGGACAGGCAGAAUUGUAAGUGGGGGAGACGAUGGGAUUCUGAAUGUAAUUGAGCUACUUUGA